Messenger RNA from Mercurialis annua (annual mercury), 1265 nucleotides. RefSeq names its product protein STRICTOSIDINE SYNTHASE-LIKE 10-like. The transcript is spliced from 3 exons. The coding region runs from base 58 to 1080 and encodes 340 amino acids. Lineage: Eukaryota; Viridiplantae; Streptophyta; Magnoliopsida; Malpighiales; Euphorbiaceae. Gene Ontology annotation, molecular function: strictosidine synthase activity. Gene Ontology annotation, biological process: biosynthetic process. The record is from RefSeq and is a predicted model, not a curated record.
ACGUUCUAUUAUUUUAUACACUCAAAACUCUAUAAUUAAGAUAAGUUUACUCGAACCAUGUCUUUUUCUUCAACAAUGUUACUGCUGACUACAGGCUUUCUCUUGCUGUUUGUUUUCACAGAAUCUACACGACAUGCCCCAUCGGUUGCAUCGAAAAAUGAUUACUAUCAACUCAAUCUUCUCGGAGGAGCAAUCGGCCCUGAAAGUAUUGCUUUUGAUUGCAACGGGAACGGACCUUACUCUGGUGUUUCCGAUGGUCGGAUUCUUAGAUGGAAACCGGAAGCACAAAGUUGGGUCGAAUUUGCGUUCACCUCACCUCAUAGAAAUAGGCGACUAUGUGAUGGAUCUAUGGAAAAGGAAAAAGAAUCAGCAUGUGGGAGACCGUUAGGUUUAAAAUUUGAUAAAAAAAGCUGUGAAUUAUAUAUAGCAGAUGCUUAUUACGGGCUUUUAAAAGUAGGACCAAAUGGAGGAGUUGCUACACAACUUGCUAGCUCAGCUGAAGGAGUGCCGUUCAAAUUUACAAAUGAUUUGGACAUUAAUUCAGACAACGGUGUCGUUUAUUUUACCGAUAGCAGCACUUACUAUGAAAGAAGAGACUUUAGCCAAAUAAUUCUUACAGGAGAUAAAAGUGGAAGACUAUUGAAAUAUGAUCCAGCCACCAAGAACGUUAGCGUAUUGCAUAGAGGUUUAUCAUUUCCAAAUGGUGUCGUUUUAGCCAAAAAUAAUUCAUAUCUAUUACUUGCUGAUUCAACUAAUUUUCAAAUCUUGAAGUUUACACUCUCUAGUCAUCAUAAUGUAUCCGCUCCUCAAGUUUUCGCAAGGGUCGACAAGUUUGCAGAUAACAUUAGAAGAACCGAUAAUGGUGAUUUUUGGGUCGCAUUAGGUAGUCAUAAACAUCCUCAAAUUGUUACCGAGGUCCCUGUCGGUAUCAAAUAUGACGAACAUGGAAGAAUUAUUAAGGUUGUUAAUUCGGAUGAUACUAACACUCUGGAAUUGGUGAGUGAAGUUGAAGAACAUAAUGGAAGGCUGUGGUUUGGAUCUCCAGCACGACCUUAUGUUGGUACUACGAAGUCUAGUUAGUAUACCCGUCUUUGAAGCAAGCGAAUCAAAAUCGACGUAUUAAUCAAACUGCUUUGCUUUUUGGUUUUGCUUAAUUGAAAAUUUAUUGUGUAUCCCCGAUCUUCAUAAAUCCUUCUCAUAUGAACUCAUCAUUCUAAAAGUGGUCUAUUGUAACUAAAUUAAAAUUUCACAAUUGUUGUAGUUUA